This is a messenger RNA of Parnassius apollo (apollo), 504 nucleotides long. NCBI's taxonomy places the organism in Eukaryota, Metazoa, Arthropoda, Insecta, Lepidoptera, Papilionidae. The record is from the annotation of a GenBank genome assembly.
AUGAUGGAACCAAUUGAUUUCUUUUCUACUUUUAUGACGGCUGAUAUGAUACGUAAUAUAGUUGGACAUACAAACGAAGAAAUUGUAUUGAGAAGUUCAAAAUAUAAAGAGCAAACCGCAACAAUUUCAUCAACAUGCGAAGAAGAAUUGACUGCUUUGUUAGGAUUGCUUCUGUUGUCAGCUGCGAAAAAAGACAAUCAUCUCACCAGCUUGGAACUAUUUGAUCCUACAUUUAGUGGAACCCGAUACAUAUCGAGACUGGUACAAUUUGGUGUUUCCGGAAAUACAAUUCGGCGCAUAGUGGACAAAGGUAUAAAGAAUGGAGGUAAAUUCGUCACGCCCAGAAAACACAGGAAAGGCCGACUCAAGGAAGAGAUCGAUGAUUUAAAUCUAUGUGCCAUUCGUCAAAAAGUUCAUUUGUUCUACACAGUGCAGAAAGGAGUGCCUACACAAAAAAAAAAAGUUGUCAGAAAUAGUCGGAAGCAACCGAAAGGAUCUCUCUGA